Messenger RNA from Musca vetustissima, 1002 nucleotides. RefSeq names its product probable 3-hydroxyisobutyrate dehydrogenase, mitochondrial. The coding region runs from base 10 to 984 and encodes 324 amino acids. The transcript has a single exon. The record is from RefSeq and is a predicted model, not a curated record. Lineage: Eukaryota; Metazoa; Arthropoda; Insecta; Diptera; Muscidae. Gene Ontology annotation, molecular function: NAD binding; NADP binding; 3-hydroxyisobutyrate dehydrogenase activity. Gene Ontology annotation, biological process: L-valine catabolic process. Gene Ontology annotation, cellular component: mitochondrion.
UAAAGAAAAAUGGCCUUACGUUAUAUCUGCAUUUCCCCUGCCUUCAACAGCAUGGGCCAAACCUUUGUCCGUGCCAUGUCCUCCCAAAGUGGUGGCAAGAACAUUGGCUUCAUCGGUUUGGGCAACAUGGGCGGUCACAUGGCCACGAACUUGAUGAAGAAGGGUCACAAAUUGCAUGUCUUCGACAUCUCCAAGCCUGCCUGUGAAAACAUGAAGGCCAAGGGUGCCCAAGUUUACGACAACACCUCCGAGUUGGCCCUGAAAUCUGACUUUGUCAUCACCAUGUUGCCCAACAACGACAUUGUGUCCAAGUCUUAUGAGGAAAUGACCGCCAACGGUGUUAACAAGGAUACCAUCUUCAUCGACUCCUCCACCAUCGACCCCAACUUGGUCAAGCAAUUGCAAAAGAUGAUCAGCAGCAAGGGUGCCCGUUUCAUCGAUGCCCCCGUCUCCGGUGGUGUUCCCGGUGCCGAACAGGCCACUUUGACCUUCAUGGUUGGUGGUACCACCGAAGAAUACAAUGCCGUCAAAUCCGUCUUGGAAUGCAUGGGCAAGCGCAUCACCCACUGCGGUGACUACGGUAUGGGUCAAGCCGCCAAAUUGUGCAACAACAUGAUGUUGGGUAUCUCCAUGAUCGGUGUUGCCGAAGCCAUGAACUUGGCCAUCCGCCAAGGCUUGAACCCCCAAACCUUCGCUGAAAUCAUCAACUCCUCCACUGGUCGCUGCUGGGCUUCCGAGGUCUACAACCCCGUUCCCGGUGUUACCCCCACUGCCCCCGCCAACAAUGACUACAAGGGUGGUUUUUCCACUGACUUGAUCACCAAGGAUUUGGGUUUGGCCUCCGGUGUUGCCACCUCCUCCAACACCCCCAUCCCAUUGGGCGCCAUGGCUCACCAAAUCUACCGUACCUUGAAGGCUCACGGUUUGGGCAGCAAAGAUUUCUCUGUUGUCUAUGACUUCAUGAAGAACACCAAGUACAAUUAAGUUUGUUUUUAAGAUUAU